Molecule: messenger RNA, 433 nt
Organism: Physella acuta
Lineage: Eukaryota; Metazoa; Mollusca; Gastropoda; Physidae
Source: RefSeq, a predicted model, not a curated record
CAGCGUGCCGAGAUGUCGAGCCUCUUCACCUUACCACGGCAUCACCAGUCGGGCCGACGCCGCCGUGGACGGCAGCCGACUGAAUGAGAUGAUCGUCGUGUCGGACUGCGCCCACUCCGAGCCCGGGGAUCCCCGGCCCAGCCUGGAUGUUUAUUUCUCUCGGCCCAGCCUCGUGCACGAGUACGUCAUCUACAACAGGGCAGGCGACCUGAACUACCAGAUGAUGGGGUUUAACCUGACGGUCUACGACCAGAGGUCAGAGCAGGUGCUCACCUACAGUGAUCAGCUGACUCAGCCACUCAAGAUCUACGUCAUCAAAACACGUGUACAGGUGCCCGUGUCCAGGGUCAAUCUCGUCAUCAAUGAGUACCCCACGCACGUGCACCAGAGGACUAAGAUAUUGCAAGCCGCCCUUGUACGGUCUGGCCUGUAA